This is a messenger RNA of Glarea lozoyensis ATCC 20868, 642 nucleotides long. RefSeq names its product POZ. NCBI's taxonomy places the organism in Eukaryota, Fungi, Ascomycota, Leotiomycetes, Helotiales, Helotiaceae. The transcript is spliced from 4 exons. The record is from RefSeq and is a predicted model, not a curated record. Gene Ontology annotation, molecular function: protein binding. Bases 1 to 642 code for a protein of 213 amino acids.
AUGUUGUGCGUAAAUGAGACUGCAUCAAAGCGCGCUUCCAUCACUUCCUCAUUAUUGGAGACUGGUGCCUAUUCAGAUCUGGUAAUCGAGUGUAAAGAUAAAGUAUGGAAGGUUCAUAAAGCGAUUGUGUUGCUCUCGUCGAAGCCUUUAGAUGAUAAGUUCAAUAAAAUAUCUGGUGAUACCCUCGAUCUCAAUGAAGAUCAGCCAGAGAUUGUAGAGCAUAUGCUCGACUUUCUUUACAACGAGGAUUACUGUGAUCAUUAUGAGUCUGAUGGAUCCGUGAACGCUCUCCUUACAAACGCAUUCGUCUACAUCCUAGCAAGCAAAUACAGAAUGGAAUCUCUACAAGCUCUCGCAAUCCGAAAAUACGAGGAAGUCAUGCCCGAAGGUUGGAACUCAUAUCCGUUCAUUGAAAGCCUGCGGAUUUUGUACGAAAACGAUGAAAAGUCGGACGAGAUUCUCAAAGGUGUGUCCGUUGAGGCUGUCGAAAGUGCGGGCAAGACGUCUGCUAGACAUGGAGAUGUGGCACUGGAUGUGCUGGCUGCGCUUCUGUCAAAUGGUCAGAAGAGAUAUAGUCAGCCUGUUAUUUCGAGUCGAGAUACUGUUUGGCAUUGUCGGCAUUGUAGUAGGGUGUAUUAUUGA